ACGACUUCACUGCGAUAACAGCGCCGUAAAUUUCAAAAGAUCGUCGCUGUUUUGUGGAUUUUGUGCCGCUGCUUUUUGUGUUCCCAUUAAAAGCUUUCUAAUUGUAUGUAAAAUAGGCAAUUCCAACAAGACGCUAAGAAGUGAGGUUAGGCGUCAUGUCAGCGGAGUCCGAUAACUUGGAGGCGCUCUCCAACAAUGAGCUCAUGCACAGGAUGACUGAGCUCGGCCUGCCCAAGAUUCCAAUCACUGACACUACGCGCAAGCUCUUGAUAAAGCGCAUCCGGAAUCACGUGAAAGAGGCCAAGACGAAGACUCGCCGGGAAACUGUAGCGGUCGUUCAGUAUUCCUCCGAUGAGGACCUCGCAACGCAACCAUCGCAACAAGUAGCGGCCAAGGCGACGCCCAAGAAGGCAGAGGUGAACAGGAGAGCGACUGUGGCGACGCCGACACGUCGUUCCGGACGCGUGACGCCCACUCCUGUGGUGCCUGCGACCCAGAAGAGCGUUCCAGCUACGUCGAAACUGUCCGUGGCGCCCACAAUUUACGAGAUCAUCGAUGACAGUGACGAUGAUGUUGAUGACAUCCUGACGCAGCGUCCACCGAGGCGCUCAAAGUCUAAAUCUCCGUCGCUGUCCAGGAGCGACGUCGUCACGACAUCCUACAAGCAAGUCAUCGAGUCCGUGAAGGAGUCUCCGGAGGAGGAGGAGCAAGAGGCCGGCGACGAGAUGGAUGUGGACGAGGCGCCGGAGCCCGUAUUCUCACAGUAUCGCUACCGGCCGCCGUCGGCGACUUUCAAGCCCAACAGCACUCUCGAGGCCACGCGCCGCACUCUGGGCGGAUUCUCGAGUGUCAGGUCUCCGGGACUCAGCUACGAGGGCAGGUACUCGACGCUGGGCAGCUCCGGCCGUGCUCGCGAGAGUCAACCGCGCGAGAACUUGGACGCGCCAUACUUGAGCGAAUUCACGCGACGACUCUCUGAGCUGAAAGCGCAGCGCCUGGACACCGGAAGCACUCACUUCAGGAGCGAAUCCUCCGCAACUCGCGCUCAUAAUCCUGAGCAGAGUGUCACCGCGUCACUCGUGGCAGUUUUCAAUGCUCUGGACAAGAAGUUCUCACUCAAGCGCAACUUACUGAUCGUCUCUGCGGUUCUCUUGGUCAUUUUCUUGUUCGUGUUCUUCCUGUACUGACCAUAUUUUGACUAGAAAGAAUGCUGAAAAUAUAUCUUAAAUAAAUCUG
Phlebotomus argentipes is the source of this 1236-nucleotide messenger RNA. RefSeq names its product otefin-like. NCBI's taxonomy places the organism in Eukaryota, Metazoa, Arthropoda, Insecta, Diptera, Psychodidae. Bases 156 to 1187 code for a protein of 343 amino acids. The transcript is spliced from 2 exons. The record is from RefSeq and is a predicted model, not a curated record.